AUGAGAAGAGGGUUCUCUGAUUAUUUAAUUCAAAAUAACUUAAUCUCUACUUUAAAUGAAGAACUUCCCGAAGUUGACUUGCAAUUAUUAAAAAAGAGAAAUGUUAUUGUUGAAAAAAAACUUGACAAAAUUAGGAAGGCAAAGAGAUCAAACUGGGAUUCAACGCACGAAAAAAUGCUGACUUGGUCUUUGUCGGGAUUUAGUGUACUAUUAUAUGGAUUUGGUUCAAAGAUCAAUUUCCUGGACGAGUUUGUAAAAAAAAAAAUAAAUGGAAAUUACGUUGCUCUAACUAUAAGGGGCUAUUUCAAAAAUGUUAAAUUUAAGAGCUGCUUAUUUGAACUAUUAAAAGUAAUGGAAAACACAGGAGAUUUGAUUAAUGAUGGUAUUAAAUCUUACAUUAAUAAUUCAAAUAGUAGUGAAUGCAGUAUUGAUUCUAUUAUUACAAAAAUUCAACUCUUAUAUAACAAUUCUAGUGCAUGUUUCGAGAACAUUUUCUUAAUAAUACACAAUAUAGACAGCCUAUCAAUUAGACCAUAUUUACCUGCAAUCUCACAACUAUCACAACUUCCAUUUAUAAGUGUAAUAGUUUCAGUUGAUAAUAUCAGAUGGCCUCUUCUCUGGAAUAACUCAAUGAGAUGUAAAAUGAAUUUUCUUUAUUUGAAAGUAUCUACAUUUGAAGAAUAUAAUAUAGAACUCGAUCACUUGUAUGAGAGCCAACUUCCACCGUGGCUAGGAAUACUUUCUGACGAUUCUAAUGGACAGUGCAAAUUAGAACAGCUAAAUUCAAUACUAAAUUGUCUAACACCUAGCCACAUUCAAGUGACAAAUGCAAUUGCCAACUUGCAACUCAAGUAUGGGUAUGCUGCUGAAGAUCAACUUUUCAAAAGUCUGAAGUCCUCAAUGAUAGUUACGACAAAAAGCUCUCUUUCGCAGCUUUUAAUCGAAUUAUUUACUCAUGACGUGCUAACAAAGCAAUCUUUAAAUAGUAAAGAAAACAAGGAUGGUGAUAUUGUAUAUAGGUUAAAGCUUUCCAAUGAACUUAUUCAAGAAUACCUUAAUAAUCUUCUCUAG
Cryptosporidium ubiquitum is the source of this 1071-nucleotide messenger RNA. Its product is annotated as origin recognition complex protein subunit ORC2. NCBI's taxonomy places the organism in Eukaryota, Apicomplexa, Conoidasida, Eucoccidiorida, Cryptosporidiidae. Gene Ontology annotation, molecular function: DNA replication origin binding. The transcript has a single exon. The coding region runs from base 1 to 1071 and encodes 356 amino acids. Gene Ontology annotation, biological process: DNA replication. The record is from RefSeq and is a predicted model, not a curated record. Gene Ontology annotation, cellular component: nucleus; nuclear origin of replication recognition complex.